GUGGAUGAUCUCGCACACCUUCAAGGUUGUUCCAUGCUCACACUGAUCCCCGCUGAUUGGACAGGGAGGGAGAAAACCUCGUACCUGGCAGGUGAAUGCUGCUUCUUUAUUGGCCGAGAGGAGUUAAAUAGGAGUGGUGGGACUCCUCCCACUUCCCUGUCUACUCAUAAGCGCUGGUGGCAGCAGCUGAGGGGGUGAAAAGAGAAGGAAAUACACAAGCAGUGGACAUCUGAAGCACACAGGCGUCAGGGAGUGAAACAGCAAACAGACACAGCCGACAAGACAGAUCGAUCGCUCGUGCACAGAAGAUGGCCUCCGUCGCUCCGUUCAGCCGCAGGCAGUGGGCGUCCCAGUCGCUGAGGGUCACCGCCAAGGAGCUGUCGAUCGUCUCCACCCGGGGUAAAAACAAUGCCAUCGCAGAGCGCUUCUCCAAGUACCAGAUGGCAGCAGAGGAAGGCAACGCAGAGAGGAAGAAAAUGGUUGCAGAGCCUCUACCCGCCAACCUUUGCAGUGGAAAUCUGAGUGUUUUAAAGAAACGCUGGGAACAACAGCAGCCGUCCAGCCCCAGAGCCCAACCUCAGUCCACGCCCUGCAGUCCCGGCAACCCUCGGACCCACGUCAGUCAACCAACGGGCCAUAAACCUGCACCCGCAUCACAGAUCGAGAACCACUUCAACACCCCGAAAACCACCGCGCUGUCUCAAGACCAGGACACCAAGUCGGAGGUUCAGGUUCGCUCUGAGAUGAACCAGGUGCAGUCAGCUCAGCCCGAGGAUCUGACCGACAUGGAGGCGAAGCCCAGCAGAGCUUCAGAGGAGCAGGAGGAAGCGCCAGCGGCAGCUGAAGUGCCGGACAUCGAGAAGCCGAGUAUUCCCCUCAACAGCCUGAAGAUGAUGUUUGAGAAGGGCGAGACCGACAAGGUGUCCAGAGAGCAAACAAGUAGCGGUAGUACUGCCAACAUGGACCAGCUACUAGGAGAUGGAAGUCUCGCAGAGUCCACUCCUCUCCGGGACAGGAUGGCCCUCUACCAAGCUGCCAUCUCCAAACAGGAAGUCCCUCCCACCUCAGUCAGUAGCGAUCAGCUGGACGGGUUCUGCGGGAAGCAGAAGGAGAACGUUCCUCCGUUCUCUCUGGACAUGAGUCCAGAGUCUGAGCCAAACGGCAGGAAAAGUUUCACCCCGGAGACCAACGGAUCUUCUCCUGGCACGCCUGCAUCCUCCAAUCAGAGAGACUCUUCUCAGCUCAAGUCUUCCAAAAGCUUCCGCCUACCUGUGAGGGAGACCUGCGUGUCGUGUCUGAAGACGGUGUAUCCUCUGGAGAGGCUGGUGGCCAAUCAGCACGUCUACCACAGCUCCUGUUUCCGCUGCUCGCACUGCAACACCAAACUCAGUUUGGCGAACUACGCCUCCCUCCACAACAACGUCUACUGCAAGCCGCACUUCUGCCAGCUCUUCAAGGCCAAAGGAAACUACGACGAGGGCUUCGGCCACCGGCCCCACAAAGAGCUGUGGGAGAGCAAAGGGGAGAGCUGUGAGACCUCGCCCCAGUCCAACACUCCGAAGCCAAAGAUCCAGAGCCCGGUCUCAGACCUGGACAGCCCCAGUGUGGAGGACUCCCCGCUGGCUAAGGUCAACGUGCUGACAGCCACCAUGGAGGCUCUGGGACAGGGAUCAGCAGAGAAGGCCGACAAACCCACGGAGGCCCGCAGGCUGAAAAUCUCCUGGCCGCCACGAACGGAGCUGGAGGACGCGACCAGCCGCGGUGGAUCCACCACAGACGGGGGCUCUGCCACCAAGCCCAUCCGAGCCAAGUGGCCCCCGGAGGAGGACUCCCCCUGCUCUCCUCCUGAGCAGGAGACACCCAGUCUACGUCGGACCUCCUCCCUGAAGGAGCGCAGCAUGCCCUUCACGCUGGCAGAACAAAGUCCAGCUCCUGAGGCCAGAAAACCGAGCCCGCCUCCUCCCGUGGAAGACCGGGACCUCAGCCCUGAACCGUCCGGCAUGGAGCUGCAGCACGGCGGCCAGUCGUCAGACAGCCAGACACCAACCGAAGACAGCUGUGUGGACGUCCACACCAGCUCAGGAGAGGAGGAGCAGGAGGGGGAGAUGAGGAGUGAAAACAUGCCUGAUCAUCUCACCAACGAGGAAGAAGACACUGUGGAUGAACAACCUGGACAGGAGGAAGAAGAAGAAGAGGAGGUGGAGGUGGUGGAGAUGGAGGAGGAAGACGGAGGCGUGUUGGAGGAGGAGAUGGCACCUCUGAAAGACGAGGAGAACCCGACAGACAUCUCGUCUCCUGAAGGAGAGGUGGAGGCCAGCCGGUCGUCUCAGGACGUGGGCUUCUGGGACAGCGAGGAGGUGGAUGACAAGGAGGAGCAGCAGGAGCAGGAGCAGGAGGUGCUGACGGUGGAGGAGAUGAUCAAACGAAACCGAUACUACGAGGACGAAGCGGAGGAAGAGGACGUAUAGAGCGCUGUUGGCCAACACGAUGACAGCCAUGAACACUUUAGACUUCUCGCCAUUCCUUCGUUUUUUAGUCGUCGUCUUCUUCUUCUCUUCUGCGUGAACUCUACUGAACUCUUUUUGUGCUUCUGAACUCUUUUUGAACCUUUAAAGCCAUUCGACAAAAACAGUUUUUACGCGUGAGCCGCUCGCACAUGAUCUGUUUUUUUUAAAAAAAGGCCCGAUAUUUAAAAUUAUUCCCCCACAUGACGAAUGUUUUAGAAAUAUCUGAAGGUUACGACACAGAGAGAAUCAGGUUUAUUUUUGUGGACAUGACUUUUGUAAUUUUCUAUCAAACUGCUGUCACGAGUAUCAAUGUUUCAGUCUCGUCCGAUAGGAAAGCUUAAAAGACGACGACGUUCACUUUGACCCGUUACCAUAUUUCAAAAUAAAAGCGUAGUUUUUAGUUUCACUUUCUUUUCAGCUGCCUGUACAAAAAAAAAAACACACAUUUAUGUUCCUUUGUUUGUUUUUUUUCCGAUUUCAAGAGUUCUAACUGGAUCUGAAAAAUGUUGUACUGUUUUUAAACCAGGGGACCAAAUAUCUUAGAUUGCUACUGUUUAAAUAAAUAAAUUGAUAUAUACAAAAA
This is a messenger RNA of Larimichthys crocea (large yellow croaker), 3090 nucleotides long. It is a transcript of the gene lima1a, whose product is annotated as LIM domain and actin binding 1a. The coding region runs from base 309 to 2468 and encodes 719 amino acids. The record is from RefSeq and is a predicted model, not a curated record. NCBI's taxonomy places the organism in Eukaryota, Metazoa, Chordata, Actinopteri, Sciaenidae. The transcript has 11 exons.